GCCCUUUGGUUCCUGUUCCAAAAUGACAAGCCUGGCGAGUAGGCAUGUGCGUACAGCAGACGCUCACACAUAGGCGAGAGAAACUUUCCAGCGGAGCCCUCGGGGCGGCUAGUCAGACGUGGCGAAACACCCAGUUCACUCUCAUUUGUUUUUUGCCCUCUGCUGGUCUUUCGUAUUCGUUUGCCUUUCGUCUUCAUACAGAAGAUUUGACAUCCAAUGCGGUGCUGUGAACCAGACGCUAAAGCGGUGGUGCCGGAGCUGUGAUGGGGGAAACUGAAGGACGUCAUCUGACUGUGUACUAGCUGGUCCGCGACUCAUCAGAAUCAUGGCCUACGUGUUGUUUGCUGUCAUCCUAUCACUGCUGAUGCCAAUCUGUUUAUCAAGUCACAGCAAUUUUGAGGGAAUCCACUACAUUGAGAGCUUAAACAUUAGUGAAAGUGAAUGUAAAAAGGCUUGUGAUUUACCUUUAAAGAAUAAUGAGAAGUGCAACUGGUCUACAUACAUCUCUGGGAUGUGCCACACACUGUACUGCAAAGAUAAAGGGGCCUGUCAGGAUUUAACUUCAGAAGAUAUCACACAGAUCCAAAUGAAAACCUCUGAUGUGCCAUCUGAAUCAUCACCGUCUUCAACAGAAAAAAACAAUCCUGCAAAAGCCACAGCAUCAAAGAAAACCGAAGAGACAGGCACCGCUAACUUAGACCCUUCUAAAAAACCUCCACAGCCAACAAGCAAGACGUCCAGCUCUGCUGCCCCAUCUUCUAGACCCACAACUCAGUCCACUAAUGUCACCAAACUGGCCACCCAGGGCCAGUCCACAGUUUUGACCACUUUUUCACCAUCUUCAGACAAGAAGAGUGUUCAGACAACUGAGACUGCAGAGGUGAACAAAAAAAUGCAACCUCCCGACAAUCCAAAGAAGAUGAUACCCCUAACAUCUACAAGUACGUUUUUACCUAAAGUGAACCCAACAGAUCACUUUCCAGCAGCCAUCCUUACUUCCAGCACAGAGCCAGCAGAUAAUAAAGGAGAACAAAACAGAAUCAAAACUCCCCAUACUCUGGUGACUACAAUGGAAACAUUAACUACAAAAGAGCAUGGCACUACUGUGCCAGUAGUGCAACCAGGGAUGACCCCAACCACCAAGGAGCUGACGGUCAAAACGGCCGCCCCUACCGCCAAGGAGGUGACGGCGGCCGCCCCUGCCGCCAAGGAGGUGACGGCGGCCGCCCCUGCCGCCAAGGAGGUGACGGCGGCCGCCCCUGCCGCCAAGGAGGUGACGGCGGCGACGACGACGACGACCAAAACAGCCACCCCUACCACCAAGGAGACGACGACGACGACCAAAACAGCCACCCCUACCACCAAGGAGACGACGACCAAAACAGCCACCCCUACCACCAAGGAGACGACGACGACGACCAAAACAGCCACCCCUACCACCAAGGAGACGACAACGACGACCAAAACAGCCACCAAUACCACCAAGGAGACGACGACAACGACCAAAACAGCCACCAAUACCACCAAGGAGACGACAACGACGACAACGACCAAAACAGCCACCAAUACCACCAAGGAGAUGACGACCACUCCAUCUACCAAGAAAACCAUACUUACCACUGAAAAGAUAUUGCCAUCAAUCAUGACCUCAGCUGUACCAAAUAAUUUAAGAACCUCAGAAGCAACAGACCAGCCUAAAAUAGUCUCUAAAGUCGUUCCUGAAGCAACCACAGAAAUAAGAGAGCCUGUAGAGGAUAAAGGUGGCUCUCUGUCAGUGGGGCCUCUGGCUACACAAGUGGUGGACACAGGCUCUCUUCUUGCGGUGUUUCUCUUUGGCCUUCUUUUCUUUCUUGUUAGUGUCGGCCUUUUCGUUUCACAAGCUUAUGAAAGUUACAAAAAGAAGGAUUAUACACAAGUGGACUACUUAAUUAAUGGUAUGUAUGUGGAUUCUGGCGUGUGAGUGCCAGGCCAGACGCCUUGAACAACGAUCAAAAGCAGACUCCGGCCAGGGUGCUCAUAGUGAUCACAGUUUUCCUUGUGCUUCCAUACUCGGAGUCUCUGAAGCCUUGGACAGUCCCCUUGGGAUUGUCCACCUCCUUGCAUAAGCCAUACCGUUUUUUGUUUUUUCUAAUAACUUAAAUAGAUUUUGCGUUAUUGACAUACAAUGGGACUUAUGGUAACUUGCACACGGAUUAUUUUUUCAGAAGCCUUUUCACAAAAGGAAGAUGUUGCUCUUAUGUGAUUUGCAUUUAAAGCAUUAAAAUUAAUUAUCUUUUGUCAAUUUACGUAUUUCAGACAGAGCAGCAACUUCAAGACCGUAAACUAACGUGCCAACUGCAGUAAGUCGCCAAGGGUUUGUUACUGAAAAAAAUUAAUAAUGUUAAAAAUACGUUGUAUUUUGCAAUAAAAGAUAACAAAUGUGCCAGA
Molecule: messenger RNA, 2427 nt
Organism: Erpetoichthys calabaricus (reedfish)
Lineage: Eukaryota; Metazoa; Chordata; Cladistia; Polypteriformes; Polypteridae
Product: location of vulva defective 1-like
Exons: 4
Coding region: 326-1960 (544 amino acids)
Source: RefSeq, a predicted model, not a curated record